Chrysochloris asiatica (Cape golden mole) is the source of this 1410-nucleotide messenger RNA. It is a transcript of the gene CASP16, whose product is annotated as caspase 16, apoptosis-related cysteine peptidase (putative). The transcript is spliced from 11 exons. Lineage: Eukaryota; Metazoa; Chordata; Mammalia; Afrosoricida; Chrysochloridae. The record is from RefSeq and is a predicted model, not a curated record. Bases 1 to 1410 code for a protein of 469 amino acids. Gene Ontology annotation, biological process: proteolysis. Gene Ontology annotation, molecular function: cysteine-type endopeptidase activity.
AUGGCCUUCCUGGUAGCCGGGACUCUGCGGGUGGCUGUGCAGAUGGCAGAUAUUCGGGAGAGCCUGGGCAGGAAGGGAAGGUACAGUGUGCUGCACCCAAGGGUGGCCCUGAUGCUCAGCAGCCCAGGGGUGCCGGCUGUCACCAUCGCUGCCCUGGAGGGCGUGCUGCGGGCCCUGGGCUUUGAGAGUCUGGAGCAGAAGGUGGUCCCUGUCCAGAGCUUUUCGGAGGAGUUAGUUCAAUUCCGGGAGCAGCUGGAUGCCCAAGGGGACCCCAUCAGCUGUACCUUGGUGGCCUUGGUGACCCUCCGUGGGCAGCUGAGGUGGCCCCUGAAGCUGGCCCAGGAGCUGAAUGGCUGUGGGGUCCUUUGGGGCUGCCCCAAGCUCUUCUUGCUACUGUCGAUCGCUCCAGGGGUCACCCCAGAGUCCGGAAGCUUCCUCCACCACCUGGCUGAGCUCUGUGGUCACUGUCCUCACUGGUCUCUGCUGCAGCUGUUGACAGAGGUCUUCCGGAGGGUGACUGAGUCCGCAGGAGGCACCUUCUGCCCGGUUCUUCGAAGCUCCUUGAGGGGUGCACUGUGCCUGGGAAAUGUGCAGGCCUGGGAGUCUGAGCUGGACUCUGGCCUGAAGGCCCAGUAUGACCUGUCUGGAGUCCGAGUGGCUCUCCUCCUGGGUAUGAUCCGAGGCCGGCCCGGGGCCCAGUGUGACAUGGAAGCUCUGGGGAGCCUAUGCCAGACCUUGGGCUUUGAGACUACUGUGAGAACAGACCCUACAGCCCAGGCUUUUCAAGAGGAGUUGGCCAAGUUCCAGGAGCAGCUGACCACCUGCAGGGACCCUGUGAGCUGCGCCUUGGUGGCCCUGAUGGCUCAUGGUGGUCCGCAGGGACGGUUGUUGGGGGCAGAUGGGCAGGAGGUGCAACCAGAGGCCCUGCUGCUAGAGCUUAGCCGCUGUGAGGCGCUGCAGGGUUGCCCCAAGAUUUUCCUGCUUCAGGCCUGCCGUGGGGGGCACAGGGACUUGGGUGUGGCCACCACUGUCUCCUGGUUCUGGCGCAGGCUGUGUAGUAGGCCUCCCACCAUCCCCUCCCACGCUGAUGUCCUCCAGGUCUAUGCUGAUGUGCAAGGCAGCUCCUUCAGGGGACACCCUCCAAGGACUGCUGACCACGCAGACAUCCUGAUGGUCUACUCGGCGGCCGAGGGCUGUGUAGCCUAUCGGGAUGACAAGGGCUCUGAUUUUAUCCAAACUCUGGUGGAGGUUGUCGGCGCUGACCCUGGGAGAGACCUUCUAGAGCUGAUGACAGAGGUCAAUAGGCAGGUGUGUGAGCUGGACGUGCUGGGGCCCGACAGUGACAAGCCCCACAAAGCCUGCUUGGAGAUCCGCAGCUCGUUGCGCCGCAGCCUCUGCCUGAGAGCCUGA